Carica papaya (papaya) is the source of this 432-nucleotide messenger RNA. The record is from RefSeq and is a predicted model, not a curated record. Lineage: Eukaryota; Viridiplantae; Streptophyta; Magnoliopsida; Brassicales; Caricaceae.
AUGGAAUGUUCUAUAAAUGGAGUUUCAGGCAAAGAUGGUGGGACACAAACAGGGAAGAGAAGGUACACCGUCGAUGGUUGUGGAGAUCCGAUUGAGUGCUCCGGCAAGUGUUGCUUAUCAUGCAGCGCCGCCAUCGUAGCUGAUUGUGUGGCCGUCUGUUGCUGCCCCUGUGCGCUCUUCAAUCUCUUGGCUCUUGCGUUUGUCAAGUUCCCGUUGAUGGCUGGGAGGAGGUGUUUGGGGAUCGGGAAAAAAACGGGAAGCAAGAGAAAAUGCGAGAAAAGUGAUGUUGAAUUUGUAGUGGAAAGAGAUGGGAGUUUGAGAUUGGAAGAAACUGGAAAUGAGGAAGAUGAAAUGGGAAGAUUUAAUGAAGAAGUUUGGUUAGAGUUAUCUCAGGUUGACCAUUUGGGUUUCGGCAGGCUUUCUUUCACUUAA